Liolophura sinensis is the source of this 1852-nucleotide messenger RNA. Its product is annotated as transmembrane protein 179-like. The record is from RefSeq and is a predicted model, not a curated record. Lineage: Eukaryota; Metazoa; Mollusca; Polyplacophora; Chitonida; Chitonidae. The coding region runs from base 2 to 712 and encodes 236 amino acids. The transcript has 5 exons.
CAUGGCGGUAUUAGGUGAUGUCCACUUGUUAACACAAACGCUGCUGUACUUCGCAGGUUGUAUCGCGGGCCUUGUUGCUGUCGUUCCGCUGGGAAUAACAUCUUUAAAUUUCGAUGGGAAUUGUAUCUUGUACUCUGACGUAAAAUGGGUAAAUGCGACGUAUUUCACCUGUAAGUUUGGAAACUCCUCUGCUUGUCAUUUCCCCAUCUACCUAUUGGUGUUUGGUUGUAUUCUUUACGGCGCCGCCAUGGGAGGUUACAACAUGUACGCAUACUGCACCUCCAGGAAGGAUUGCACCAUAGGAUCACAGAUGUGGGUAAUGCCGUUCAUUAUGACCAAUUCCCUGCUCGUUGUCACCCUCUUCAUCGCCUCCUGUCUAGUCAGUGUCGGCUUCGGAGAGUUCUGUAACGGGUUUGUGGACGGGGCCAAGACAGCAGGCAACACUGUGAUAAACAGUUGUGUGGAUGGUCAGAAGUUGCAAUGGAAAAACAAGAACACAGGCGAAGAAUAUACUGGUGAUACUUACUUCAACUUUUUAACAACUGCCCAGACUGUAUCAUGGGCAUGCUUUCUUAUUUGGACCGCCCAGGUGGCGCUGUGUCUCCUUCGGUUUUGGCGGAACCGUCGGGGUCGUUCUAGUGGCCAGGUGCAGAUUGAUCACGGUCCAGAGACUAUCACGCAGAAUAUAUCCACUAUAGAGCCGACGGCAUAAGCCAUCAGCGUCGUCACCAGCAGCAGCUUUGUAAUAUCGGGACAUUCUCAGAAAAGAUCGAACUACUUCCUGGAAAGGAGUUGUCUACCAUAAUUUUGUCACGAUCUCCCCUCACAUGAAUUAGUCAUACAUGCACACUACUUCCGCAGACAUAUAACAGGCCGGUGUCAAGUGAUCGAGUUUGUCUAGAUAUAUAAUCAUGCAUGAGCUUACAUCAUCUACAGGUGUAACUUGUGUGGAUUUCCUCAUUUCUUUCUCUUCUUUUCCUUUGCUGUAUAGUUGAGUGUAUGAUUUCUUGUCCAUGUGGAAUCUCCUGUUUUGCGAUACCAUAUGCAACACAAUUGCUUCGACAUGCCCAUCUGUUUGUUUGUCCAUGCCUCUUCUUUGUACCUAUCGUCAGAAAUCCAUUACCAAUGAAACCUUGUUUGUGAGAACUUUGAUCAGAACGAAGUGGGCACUCAGUACCUUUCAUAUUCCAAUCAUUUAUCGGUUUUGUUCCGACCAUUUUUUGGGACAUAGCUGUCUGUUUUGUUGUCAGUAUUUUUGCUUGUUUGAAACAUGAUUGCUUGAAGGAUGUUUAUAGUAUGAAAGAGAGUUUGUUCUACAUUCAGUUUGUUGACAAGUUGACAUGUUUAUUGUUCGAUUUCUAGUUUAAGUCUUGUUUAAGUCACCUACUUGUAUAUAGCAUUUAUACGUGCAUAUUGUGUGCUACAUUGGCUUUGUCCUGCGAUAUUGUAUGCAUUACUCGCAUGGAGUCAUUUUAACAACAGUUGCGAAUCUUCUAAAAAUGACUAAAUAGAUGGUAUUAGAAUGUAACACAGUUAUUGUGUAUGUUCAAAUUCCAAAAAAACCCUUGGAUGCUACUGGGAAUGAAGCAAUGGAUAGAUUUUCUUUCGCUACAGUAGUCAUGGCUAGCUCUGUUUCAGGCAAAGCACAUGUCUCAAUCCACUAUAUAUGAACCAAGUCGGAAUUUCUAUGCAUCUGUGAAAUACUUGCUAUUUAGUGUGUGUAGAGGAAUGCAUGCCAAGCACAUUCAUCUCGAAUUGUAAACAUGAUUUUAACUUCAUAGAGAAUUAUCAAAAAGAUAUUCAUUUUUCGUUUCUAGUGUACAGGGUCUAAUUAUUUAUUCUUCAAAGUACA